Meleagris gallopavo (turkey) is the source of this 3779-nucleotide messenger RNA. It is a transcript of the gene AMER3, whose product is annotated as APC membrane recruitment protein 3. The record is from RefSeq and is a predicted model, not a curated record. Gene Ontology annotation, cellular component: plasma membrane. Gene Ontology annotation, molecular function: phosphatidylinositol-4,5-bisphosphate binding; beta-catenin binding. Gene Ontology annotation, biological process: regulation of canonical Wnt signaling pathway. NCBI's taxonomy places the organism in Eukaryota, Metazoa, Chordata, Aves, Galliformes, Phasianidae.
AGCAGCAGUGGUCCAGCCCCUCUGAAUCUGAAAAGCAUCACUGGAGCCUCUGGAUAAAGACCAGCCUCAUAGCAGGGCUAGGAGAGAGGAUUUCUGCUCAGUGCUAAGCGUGAAGCAGAUGUGAGGAAGCAGCAGCAUGGAACUCAAGAGAGGAAAGACUUUCAUAAAAUCCAGUGUGCAACACGAGAAAGUGCCACCAGCACACACCGCUCCUACAAGCAGAGAUGAUGUGGGCAAGGACAAAAGGGCUGCUCUGGAGGGAAAUCAAAGCGUAGCCCAAGUCCAGCUGACGUGUUUGGCCACGCACAAGAACUACAGAUUUUCCAGCAGAGCAGCAAGGAGCGGGGCUGGUGAGAACAGCCUAGAAAAGCCUUCUGGGGCCUCCUACAAACUCGUGAGGAAGAGUAAAACCCACGACUGUGUUAGCGAGGCUGAUAAAAGCGAGCGAUGCGGCCCCAGCAGCAGGGCUUGUGAGGAAGGGUUUGCUGCAAAGGGCAAGGGGAGACUUGUCAAUAGCGCCAGCUUUUCGGGGGUGUCCAGUUCCACCAGUAAGAAAGAGUGUGUGGUCAACCCCAGCCCGCCCGCCUGCAGCAGCCAGAUGAUCGAUUACAGGAACUUUGUGCCACAGAUGCCUUUUGUACCGGCUGUUGCAAAAACUAUUCCCAGGAAGAGGAUAUCCCUCAAGAGAUCGAAGAAAGGGCUCAGAGAUAUAUUUCAUAUAAAGAAAAGUAAGCCAGAGAGCUUCACGUUCCUGGUUGAGAAGGACAAGAAUCCGUCCUCUCCAGGCUGCAAGGGUGAGAUGCCUGGGCGUCUCGCAAAGUCCUUUUUCAAAACUGGAGAAACAUUUGCUGCUGACUGCUUGUCCCAAGACUGCUCUGACAACGAGCUGCAGUCUGACUCUUCCUACGACUGCUGCAAUGCUCUGUGUGAAGAUGUCGCAUCGCUGAAGAGCUUUGACUCCCUCACUGGCUGCGGGGAAAUCUUUGCUGACGAGAGCUCUGCUCACCUGGAGCUGGAGAGCAGCAAAGAAGUCCUGGUGAGACGGAGCAAGCACAAGGAGAGCCCCGUCAUGGGCUCCUUCCAGGGCGGUGUGGAGCAGCUGGCCUCCCCCGGCCAGAAUGAGGCCGUUGAAUUUGCAAAGUUUUGGGACAACAUUAACAAAUCAGUGAGGCUGCAUCAGAGCAUGCUGUUUGAUAAGAAGGUACUGAAGGUUCCCGACUCUGAAAGGGGAAAAGCUGGAGGCCAGGCUGCUGCACUUGCCACAAGUCCCCAGACACCGCCUGAUAAAGAUGGAGACAAUUCCAAAGAGAGCUCCACAGAAACUGGAACACCAAAAAGUGACAACCAGGAAUCCAUAUCCACAAGCGAUGAAGGUUACUAUGAUUCAUUCUCUCCUGGACAAGAUGAUGAAGUGAAGGAAGCUCAGACUCCUGGGGUCCCAGGCAGAUUUCCAAGAGACAGCUACAGUGGAGAUGCCCUUUAUGAGCUCUUCUAUGACCCAAACGAAGUCAAAAUAAACCCAGUCAUGGAUGAUGACUUGUGUACAUCUGAAAGCAUUUCAGAACAAGCCAUUGAAAUCCCCUUGUCCAUCUACAGCUUUCAUGUUGGAGCUGAAGAAAACAUGGCUUCCCAGCCAGGUAUAGACAUUAUCAGCCAAGGAUUUUUCCACAGCACAUGGAAAGGAAAAGAAUGUUUGCUGAAGCUCUGUGAUACUGAACUUUCACUAACAAUGGGGAUAAUAAACUGGCUGCGAAAACACGCGGGACUUGUUUCUUCCCCAGACUCUCUGCAGAGUCCCAGAUCACAGACAGAAAAUGUAAUGUGUAAUGACUCACUGAUCACUCGCAGUCCCAGUCCAGAGCAGGUAGUUAGCACAGAGGCUCAACAGGAGAAAAAGUGCAAGGAAGAAUCUAAUUCAUCUCACCUAAGGGUGUUUUUGGAUGAAGGCAAGGCUGCAACCCAGACCUCUUCAGAAAAUGUUGCUGUAAGAGAGUCUUACACUCACACAGAUAAUGUGGCCUUCCAAGGAAGGACAGGGAGCCAACACCAGGACUCACCUACAGUGCCUGGCACUGUAGAAACCACCGAAGCAUCAAACUGUGUACCACAGUCACAGGUUAAUGGGGACAACAGACAUCCAUCUUCAACUGACGAUGAGAAGGUGACAGUGUCAGAGGGAUGCCAGACAUCAGGAGGUGAAAACCCGCUGACAGAAAGUUUGAGCAGACACAGUGGCUCACAGAGCUCUGAAAACCCUUUGCUAAACGACAAUCAUGACGUAGAGUCUUGUUAUUCCUACAAGACUGCUGCCACCUCACCCCUGGAUCCUCUGGAGAAGGAGGACAGAAGUGAAGUGAUGUACCACUCCCUGUCCAUCUGCAAUGAGCUGCUGCAGCCUCUUGGGCUCGGACAUUUCCAGGGCUACAUCAGCCCCACGCCGCGGGAGAGCAGUGCUGGCAUAGUGCAGCUCUUGGAGCACUGCAUGACACAAAUGGCAUCGUUAAAAAUCAGCUACGACAACAAGCACCUGGAAGACAACUGUAUUGGAAAUGACACGAACAGUAUUAUCUGUAAGAUGUCUCAAUACAAAAACAAGCUGUUGUUGCAAAAUGAAUUCAACUGCGCUGACCAAAAGCCAGAAUAUUGCAAUAUUCCCUGCACGAAUCAAUACAAUUAUGAAACAGGCUUCCAAGACAGCAGUCUGUAUCAUUUGAAGCAAAACGGGGAAAAAAUUUGCUCUGAAGAUCAGAAAAGCAGAGCAAAAAUCCUAGAUGAAGUCACCAGGGGCAAGAUCAAUUUUGAGUAUGCCCAGUUAAAUAACAAAGCACUCUCCUAUUUAAAAGACUUCACAUUGGAGCUCAGUGCAGGCGAUCCGGCUCCCACAGCUCUCAGCAGACCCACGUUCCUACCUCUCCCCCGUGCUCCUGCUGCCUCACCAGCCACGCACAGCCUGCCCAUCGCCCCGCAGCCCUGGGGGGCUGAGCAGCACAGCCUGCGGCCCUGGGGCUGCAUGGCAGGAGGGGCUGCCCUGUGCCCCCGCCCGGAGGCAGCAGCCCCAGACAGCGCUGUGAUGGGGAGCAGCCACCCGUAGCACGUCGUGCUGAGAAGGUGAUUGCUGAAGAACCCACUUGUAGAUAUGGAUGCAGCCCACUUCUACAUAUUAUAUUGCAUGGCAAAAUAACAAGGACGUUGCAACUGCGUCAAACUCAACAGGACUUUUCACUAGAAAUGCCACCAGCGGGGUCACAGCAGUUGGUGAUGCCAGCCUGUCUCAGCAGUUAGUGCUUCCUGACAACUUCAUGCCCUUGAAACCAUGUUUUCAGAUGGAUGUUAAAUAAUACUCUUCUUAAAACAAAAAAAAAGUAGGAUUUUGGAGGAAGUUGUGCCAUGACAAGAAGGUUUAAGAAAAACAGUGUAUUUCUGUCAUAUUUUGCCACGUUACAACAGAAAACGUCACUAUAUUUUAAUACACAGAUAUAUGCAGAAUGAUCAUUCACUUGUGAAGUUAUUUUGAGGAAGUAUAAUUAUUUUUCAUUGCCAUAAUUUUUCUUGAAUUUUACAGAAAUGCUUUGUAUAUUUUAUGGCAACUUUUAAUCACCUUAAAGCAACAGGGUUGUAGAUGGUACUCUACAUUACUGUGGCAAGAUUUACUCCUUGGGGAAAGAUAUUCUGAAAAUACCCGAACAAAAUAUCAGUAAGCAUAAUAUAGUAUCACAGAAUCAUAGAAUCACAGAACGGCAGAGGUUGAAAAGGACCACAAUGCUCAUCUGGUUCCAACC